This is a messenger RNA of Clavispora lusitaniae ATCC 42720, 3492 nucleotides long. It is a transcript of the gene BUD2, whose product is annotated as Bud2p. Lineage: Eukaryota; Fungi; Ascomycota; Pichiomycetes; Serinales; Metschnikowiaceae. Gene Ontology annotation, biological process: regulation of GTPase activity. The record is from RefSeq and is a predicted model, not a curated record.
AUGAAAUCGUCAUUUCACAAAAGUCUACUAAGAGAUAAAGCCACAUUCCGGGGCCCUGGCAUUAACGUGUCACGCGACGGCGUUUCGUGGAGCCAGACUGGCAGCCUCAUGAUAACCGCCGAGGGUGCCAUUAUGGCCCAGGAUAACGGCGGCCGUGUGUCUGUUUUGCUCGCGGACCUCCAGUCUUGUCUGGUCCAGAUCUUCCCGUCACUGUUGAGUACUGGGCGGCGCCGUUUCGGGAAAAAAUCAGACGACCCGUCUUCGCAGGCCGAAGAACCACCGGUGGUGUUUGUGCGGUCCUACGACAAUGUGCGGUUGUACUUGAAAAUUGCCUCGAAAUCCCACUUUGGUGCCAUUUUGCUGGCGCUUUUUGCAUGGCAGAACAUGCGCCCGCUGGGUUUGGCCAAGAAAUGGUUUGCCCUCAAUAAGGCAGGUUCGGGCCCAGAAGACCCACACGAGUUGCUUGUGUGUCGUUUCAAGGUUUACGGCCCUCUUCCGGCCAAGUCGAAGUCCAUCAAAGUUGUGCCUGGCCCGAAACCGCCACUUUUCCACGAAUCAGCUACUGAAACUGGCGAUCUGCUUCAGGUAAACUCACCUAUUUCUCUGAAUUUUGACCAUGUGGCUAAUGAAGGUUGGUUCUAUACCAUGGGUGUGCUUCGACUGAAUGGAAUGCUCAACUUUAUCACCGAGCUUGACGGAACGCUCUUGUAUCUGAUUGACGUGAAAAUGCUCUUGGGUUCGGAGAUCCGAGAACUUCACCACUCUAUUUGCGGAGCUCCCAACAUCUUGUUUGUGGGACACAUCCGUGAAUUGCGCUGGAACAAUGUGCUUAAAUCUGUUUCUGCGCUUACACCCGAGUCUGUGAAUAUGCAACCUUUGCUUACACGAGAAGGACGCCCUGUGGCCAGCAACCUGCGUAUAUUUAUAGAAUUCCCAUUGCACAUCGACUUGGAGGAUUGGUUUGUUGGUCUCAAUUAUUUCUGCAAACGAGAAUACAUUGGGAGUUUCACUGAAAAAUGUGCACAUUUACCAGCGCCGGACGUUGAUAACCUGAUUGAUCCAGAUUCGACUAUUGAACAUAGCGGUAUCUCAGACUCUACGAAUUCUGAAAGUAACACAAGCAUGUCACUAGAGCUGUUUCCACGUGAACAUUUUCGAGUUUCAAAGAAGGUUGUCAUCGACAUUAUUGAGGCCAAAUUUGAUGAGCAGCAGAACCACAAGAACAACGUAUAUGCUGAGGUCGUUAUGUGGAACUUUCCGUGGGCCCGAACCGCAUGUGUUCCUUUCGGGCAGAAUCCGUUCUGGAAAGAGGAGUUUUCCACAGACUUGCCUAUUCUGACCCAGAUGAUCCACAUUGUGAUCAAGCGCAGCAGCUCAACUGUUCACUCUGCAAGUGACGCCAUAGUGGGUACGGUGUAUCUAACUCCGGAUAUCUUGACCCAGCAAUUGGUUUCUGCUUCAACCAUGACCAUUGGUUCGGAACCAAAUGGUAUUUCAGUUGCAGGUCUGCUGUCAAUUUCACGUACUCUUGCGGCGUCGGCUUUGAUACCGCAAAGCAACAUUGUUCGUUUGCCUAUUUACGACUCUGUCAAUGUACCUAUUGGGAAAUUGGUACUCACUGUGGAUUUGAAAGAGUAUCUUAUUCUACCUCCAGCUGAUUUCCGGCCCUUGGAGAGCAUGUUGCUCAAUUGUCCUAUGAAGGAUUUGAUAAAGUUUUGCAAUUCGACAGUCGUCACGUCGCAGUUUGAAAAUGUCAGUUUCAUUCUCUUGGAUAUUUUCCAAAGUCUAGGUAUAGAAGACAGAUGGUUCAAGACACUAAUAGAGACAGAGUUAGUCACUAUCAACAAUGUCACACGGAAAAACUAUACAAACAAGAAUGGAACGACAACAACCUCAAACAACGUGUUCAACACUCUUUUCCGGGGUUCUUCUAUUUUCACUAAAUCCUUGGAGAAGUACAUUUUGCGCAUUGGCCAGGAAUACCUAGAGAAAGUCUUUGGGAACUUUUUCGAAAAGGUUUCGACCGAGAAAAAGACUUGCGAGGUCGAUCCUAGAUAUGUUAGAUUGCAACUAAAAGCUAAAUCGAAGUAUGGUGAAAAUGUGGAUCUCACGGAUAAGGCCGUUGAAGAGGAUGUCGACAGUGAAGAGGACUAUGACUCAGAUACCGAAAGGGAUCGUGAACAACUAGUGAAAGACACUAUUGAAGAGAAUUUUCAAAAUUUGUAUUCGUACACAGAGGAAAUCUGGUCCAGAAUAUACUCUACGUCAAAUGAUUUACCAAAACAAAUCAAGGUCCAAUUGAAAAACUUCAGAACGAAGGUAGAUUUGGCCUGUGAUCCUGAUGAUAAAGAAACAUCUUUGAACUGUUUGAGUGCAUUCAUAUUUUUGAGGUUUUUUUGUCCUGCGAUUCUCAAUCCGAAGCUUUUUUAUUUGACUAAGACUCAUCAAACCGGUAACGCACAAAGGACAUUGACUCUCAUAGCAAAGAUCUUAUUGAACCUUGCAAACAGACAGGAGUUCAAUACUCACAAAGAACCGCAUCUUGUUCGUAUGAACGAAUUUUUGAAGGCACACGAACACGAAGUUUACGAAUAUUUUGAUCGUAUAACUGGAAGGAAGAACGACUUCAACGAAAAGGUAUUGAAUUUGAGCCAUGAAAUGAAAAGAUUUGAUUUGGGUCUCAGUAGUGACUCAAGCUCAAGUGAAUUGCCUACCACACCCUAUCUUAUUGACAAAUAUUUGCGUCUUACAGAGUUUAUCCAUCUUUUGCAAUUGAAUGACACUCAUAGUCGGUCGCAGUCGCAAUCUUCGAAGUUUGGAUCGUCUUCUGCCAGUAUUAGCACCACGUUGAGCCCAGGCCACUCAAAUGUGAACAGCCCUAUCAGUGGUGCGGGACAACGAAAAACAAUUUUACAAGAUAGGGACGCAAUUGUGGAAAAUAAGUCGGAUUUGAAAGUCAACGAAGAAGGCAGCAUUUACCAGAUUGGGUCACUUGAGUUUGAGAAGUCGGAAUUUUUGGACUUGGUAGGCGAUAACGAAACAGAAGGGUUCAUCAAAUCUCUUUGUCGUAGCAAUGAAGAUAUCUUCUCGUUCAUCACCUCCAACAUCUCACUCCGGGACUUACAGAAACAAAGCACUAACCUCGUCAACAAGAUCAAUGAUUUGUCGUACCAGCUUCAGUUUCCCGAAGUAUGUCGCAACUUACAAGGCUCGACAAAGAUGUGGGAAUUGUUUGUCGAUGAUAUUAUUGAUAGAGCGUGCUUGGACAGUAAUAAGAACUCCAUUGUGUUUUAUGAGCCGCAUUUCCAAGAUGCCUUGCUUCCAGGUCAGAAACGCUUAACGGAGCAUGCGCUAUCAUCUCUCAAGUUGAAGUUUCCAUCGGGUUACAAUGGAGACGACGCCAUACUGGUGUCGGAAAGUGUUGGGUCCAUGUCGACAAUAUUGAAAAGCGGAACAAAAAACCCGUUCAAAAGAUGGCUCAAGAGAGACUAG